This is a messenger RNA of Mesorhabditis spiculigera, 948 nucleotides long. The record is from the annotation of a GenBank genome assembly. NCBI's taxonomy places the organism in Eukaryota, Metazoa, Nematoda, Chromadorea, Rhabditida, Rhabditidae.
AUGUCCAAAGAGGAAAUCCAAAAGCGGCUCUCCCUGCCGGCCGACCUGAGAUUACCCGUAUCGGUGCUCGAGAAGCUGAACAAGACCCCGUUGGACCAGCCGUUGACGCGGAAAAAUCGGAGAGCAAGUUUGAGCGAAAUCGGGUUCGGCAAACUAGAAACGUACGAGCGGUUGGAACGACUCGGCGAGGGCACCUACGCCACCGUAAUCAAGGGACGAAGCUUGUUGACGAAUAAAUUUGUCGCAUUAAAGGAAAUUCGGUUAGAGCAAGAGGAGGGCGCACCGUGCACCGCCAUCCGAGAAGUCUCCCUGCUGAGGAAUUUACGCCAUGCUAAUGUGGUAACCCUGCACGACAUCAUCCAUACGGAUCGCCUACUGACGCUGGUAUUUGAAUACGUGGAACGGGACCUGAAACAGUAUAUGGACGGCAUUAACGAUCGAUACUGCAUGAAUUUGAAGAAUAUUCGGUUAUUCCUAUUCCAACUUCUGCGGGGCCUCGCCUACUGUCACGCAAGGAAGGUGUUGCACCGAGAUUUGAAACCUCAGAAUUUGCUGGUGACUGCAAGAGGCGAGUUGAAGCUGGCCGACUUCGGGCUGGCUCGGGCCAAGAGCGUCCCGACAAAAACGUACUCGAACGAGGUGGUGACGCUGUGGUAUCGGCCGCCGGAUGUGUUGUUAGGCUCAACCGACUACUCGACGCACAUCGACAUGUGGGGCGUUGGCUGUAUUCUCUACGAAAUGGCCAAAAUGCGACCACUUUUCACGUCGGUCUCCCGGGACGAGCAGCUGAGUUUCAUCUUCAGAACGCUCGGCAGCCCGGAGCCGGAUCGCCAUCCCACCAUCUGCAAAUCCCCGGAUUAUGGCACUUUUGCUCGGCAGUGGACGACGAGUCGGUGCUCACCGUACCAGGGGUUAAGCUGGAGUACGAGCGGUCGGAUGACGUGCGAA